Messenger RNA from Parnassius apollo (apollo), 5502 nucleotides. Lineage: Eukaryota; Metazoa; Arthropoda; Insecta; Lepidoptera; Papilionidae. The record is from the annotation of a GenBank genome assembly.
AUGUGGAAUUCAAACGCCAUGGACAAUAGACAGAUGGAAAAGCGAGUGGUUAUUGGAAGAGUCCGGCCGACAUGGGCACGGAACAUGCCAGAGGCGAGAGAAGAUGACGAUAAAAGUGACCAAGAAGUUGGAGUCAUGCCGCACAGUGAGCCUCCGUCGCCUACAGACACCUGGGAACAGCAGAACAAACAAGAAGAUAAAUACGAUGUAUUUGGAAAGGUGAUGCUUCUCGGAGACAGCGGCGUUGGCAAGACAUGCAUGCUAGUGCGCUUCCGUGAUGGCACAUUCCUCUCCGGAAACUACAUUUCGACCGUCGGCAUCGACUUCCGGAAUAAGGUAGUUACAGUAGACGGCGUCAAAGUAAAGCUUCAAAUUUGGGACACGGCUGGCCAAGAGCGCUUCCGUAGCGUCACUCACGCUUACUACAGGGAUGCACAUGCACUUCUGCUUUUAUACGAUGUGACCAACAAGAUAAGUUUUGACAACAUACGCGCCUGGCUUGGCGAGAUACGGGAGUACGCACAAGACGACGUGGUCAUAAUGCUACUGGGAAACAAAUCCGACAGCGGCUUAGAGAGGGCGGUGAGGCGCGAGGAGGGACAGCGCUUGGCGAGAGAAUAUCAAGUCGAAUUUAUGGAGACGUCAGCGAAAACCGGACUGAAUGUGGAAGCGGCAUUUGCUCAUGUGGCGCGCGCUCUAGUCGCGAAAGCGAACCCUGUUGACCCAGCCAGGCUAGCAGUGCGCGCGCAACCGUCACAGGAACAAAGACUGUGCUUGUCAUCUCGAGGCGAAUUACUGCCGAUAUUUCCUACCACCAGUUCGGAUGAAUCGGAACCUCCUGCCAUCGCAUCAAAAAUUAAGGAUUGUGUGUCCGUACAGAUAAACGAAGAUGACGACCUGCCAACUAAUGUUUGCAAGAAAUGCAUGGACAAUGUUAAUAACUGGCAUAUUUUUAAGGCUGUAUGUGAAAGGACACAAAACAAACUACAGUCUCUGAUUAAAAAUGAUGGCAGCCAACUAGAAGAGGUGCAAAUUAAAAGUGAACCUUUGUCUGAUGAGGUUUAUGAUGAUGGAGUGGUUAUUGAUGGCUCAUACCCUGACCUUGAGAAUGCAUCUACAUCCAGCAAAGUACAACCAGAAGGUCCACCUAUCUUGGCAUCGUUGGGUCUUACACCGAGGAGUGAUAAGGGCAUGGACAGUGAAAAAGAUGAAGAAGAAGAUGAAGAUGAAGAGAUGAAUGAUUCCAGUCAACAUUAUGCAAGUGCACCCACCAAUAUGCCUGAAGUGUCAAUCACAGUCAUGCGUCCCACUGGGGAAACAUUGCAUGCCCGACAAGGAAUCCAACAACUUGCCUCUAAGGAUUGUUUAGUUUGCGGUCGAUCUUAUAGGUAUUCGCAUAACGCAAGGCGUCAUGAGCUUACUGCGCAUAGUUUUGAUAGAUACACAAAUAAAAUAACCAUCAAAAAGUCUCAAACACACAUGCAACCAAAACUCAGACCCAAUCCAUUUAAUCCGAAAGCAAGGUUAAUGCCUAAUCCAAUCAAUCAUAAAAUGCAGCUUGUUCAAAAAGGGAUACCUACCAAAAUUAUGCAGCAGAAGGUUGUGGCCCCACCAAAGCCUAUACCAAUAAAAGCGCCAAAAGGCUCGCAAAAUAAUUUGCCAUAUCCACUUCGCAUAAAAGCUCUUAAAGACUUGCAAAUUAAGAAAAAAGAACCUCAAAUUUUAAAAACGUUAUUGACAACAAAACCUGAAAUUUUAGUAUCUGAACCAGAAAUAAUUAACUCUGCUCCAGAAAGUCCGGAAACUUUGAUUUCUGAGCCGGAAAUAGCUUCAUUUCAAGUAGAAACCAUUCUGGAAGAACCAGAGACUUAUAAUCAAGAACAAGACGGCGAAGAGGUAGAUGGUGAUACGCAAAAUAAUCAGAGUCAAAAUUACGACACUGUUGAUAUGGAUUCUGAUAAUGAAAUUGAAAUCGCACGUCAGCAAGAAGACGCGGUGGAAGGUGAAGGCAAACUUGAAGAAGAUCACCAAGUUGAAAACGAAGCUGAAGAAGGUAAUGAAAUAGAAAAUUUGGACAAUGGCGAUGAAAACAAUAUUGAAAGAAACCAUAGCGACAAUGAAAAUGAUCACAUUGACGAUACUGCUGAUAGUCAAGAUGAAAUACAAAUCGUUAAUGAAACGGAAGGUAGGGAGGAAGAUGAAACCAAAGAAGGAGAAGAAGAUCAUGAUGAGAGGGACGGUGAACAGCCGGAGUAUAACCAUGAAGAAAAUGAGGAUGACGAUGAUGAGCUACCACCUAUAGCUCCAGUUGUAGAAAUUAAUGAAGACUUGCAAAUGAAUUCGUUUAAUAGUGAGAUACACGAAGAAGAGGAGCUUGAUGAAACAGUUGACCCAAAUGAUACUGCAGAUACUGUAAAAGAACUUGAUCCUGACAAAUUAUAUGUGACUAAGACACAAAGAGAUUUUAUUCAUAAGUAUCGUGAUAUCAUUGAACAAAUCAAUACCAAAAGAUGUCUAUGUUGUGAUAAAGAACACCCACGGCGUAAGGCUGUAAUACAACAUUUACAGAAAAAUGGGCACAAGGUCCCAAAACAUACAUGCUACAACUGCGUUGUCACCUUUGGCCAUAUUGGGGCUUUACUUAGUCAUAUGCGGUCUAACACAUGCACAGAUUUGUGGAAAAUUAUUUAUAACGAAAAUGGAAUCACUGAUGACUUAGUUUUAGAAGAUGAGCCUAAAGAUGCUAAAGUUCAAUAUAAAGAUAUUUUUAAUGCUAGGUCAUAUGCAUGUAAAUUAUGCCCAGCAAAAUUCCAACUUAAACAAUUUAUUAUGAAACAUGUAUUGGAUGUGCACGAGGAUGGUCAAUCCCGUGUGCAUCUUGCUUGUGUUCACUGUGGGUCUCGAUUUAAAGACAAGGCUAUAUGGAAAAGACAUAUACGUAACGGAGAGUGUACAGUUUACAUCGCGUGUGACCUAUGUACAGAAAUAUUUAGUAACAUGCAAGCUUUUAAUGACCACGCAUUGUCUGUGCAUGCUGGGAAUUUCGACCAAACUGAUAAUCAGAACAAAUGUGUUGAUGGUAGACCAACAGAUUGUCCGAUUUGCGGUAAGAAGAAUAGCAGCUAUCCCAAUUUGGUUAAACAUUUGAAGAUAAUUCAUAGUGAAGAAAAACCUCAUUAUUGCCAGCAUUGUGAUUCCAAAUUUGAACAAGCUGCUGAUCUUAACAAACACAUUUAUAUGGAACAUUCUGAUAGAACCUUAGGAAUGCAGACCAAUGAGCCUGACAUGUCGCUCGUCAAAGAAGAGGCCGAAGAAUAUCAUUAUUCAUGCACAGAAUGUAACGCCAUAUUUGAAACCGUUGAUGCUUGGACAGAUCAUCAGGUGGCUGAGCAUAAUCAAAUUGCUCAUCAUUGUGAUCAAUGUUAUAAGAAAUUUUUGAGACCAUCGGAACUGGCAGAACACAAAAAUACGCAUUUGAGAGUGAAGUUCUAUCCUUGCAGUAUUUGUACUAAUUCUUACAGCACGCCGCAAAAACUUUCAGAACACGUCCAACAAGUCCAUCCUGGAGUGGGAGCAAGUGCCGCUUUAGAUUCUGAAUUUUUCUGCGACAUUUGUAUUAGAUCGUUCAAAAGUCGUCAAGCUUAUUCAAACCAUAUGCGUAUUCACGCUAAAGUACCUACAACUAAUCGGAAACCCGGGGAACCUAAAGGAUUUGCGCCGCAAAUUAUUGGGAAACCGAUAAAAUCUUUUUCUAUGGUACAGCCUGGUUUUGUAUCUUUCAAACCUAAUUGCAAUGUUCCCAAUGCACCUUAUUCAUGUGAUAUUUGUGGAAAGGGCUUUAUGCACAAGAAAAAUAUUUGGAAGCAUAAGAAAGUGCUACAUGCAGAUGUUGUUGGAGACCGAAAUGACAGUGAAGAAAAUACUAUGCAGGCAUCAACUGAAGAAGAUGAAUACAAUUUAGACGAAAAUGGUGCUGUACUUUCCACUCCCCAGUUUAAUAGUUUUAAUUUUACUAAUUUAACAAAUAGCUUGCAACCCCAAACUUCUCCUCAAGAUCCAACACCCUACUCUUGUGAACUAUGCUUUAAACGUUUUCCCCUCAGGACAAGUUUAUGGAAACACAAACGAGCUAAGCAUGGAAUUAUUAACGCUAGUGCUAGUGGUAGUCCUGAUUCUCAGAUGGUGGGAAGUAGUGAAACCGGCAGAUCUAGCUGCACUAUUUGUAAAAUUACUUUUUCAGACAAAAAGUCUUACUACCGUCAUAGGAAAAAUGUUCACAAGUCAUCAGUUCAGAUGUGCAAGAUUUGUGGUAAGCCUCUAAAUUCGACAUUGGAGUUAUAUGAGCAUUUAAAAGCUGCUCAUGCUAGAGAGUUAUUAGGAUAUAAUGAAAACCAAGGUUCCAGUAAGUCACAAGAAAUUGUUCAAGAGUUAGACGUAGAUUACGAAGGUGACCAGGAUUCUAUGGAUCCUAGCUUAGAAUACCAAGCUCGAUAUCCGUGUGAUACAUGCGGAAAACAAUUUGUAGGUUUGCUAGCACUGCAAAACCAUCAAUGUAUUAAUCAAAUACAAUCUUCCCCCCAAACCUUUGAUUGCGAGAUUUGUCACAAAAGUUAUACUUCCAUUUCUGCAUUAAAAAGUCACCGUGGAUGGCAUUUACGGUCACCUGAUGGAAAAGCGGCUGCUAACAAUACAGGUCUAUGGAUGCCUCAGCAUAAAGUAACAAGCAAAGUUAGCAAACAUGAAAUUGUCGAUCCCUCCCAACUUGCACGGGUGACUCAUUCGACUCCUGCAACUGUAGUCAAAAGGAGAUUACCACCGGAAGUAGAAGUGACUGUUGUUAACCCAAAUAAGAAAAUGCGUUCUGAUGAUUCAGUAGAAUUAGAACAGCAGAAUUCAUCCACUGGAGCUGAAGAUAGAUAUUGCACAAUAUGUGAUAAGGAGUUCACAAAACGAGCGGCUUAUCAACGUCACAUGGAUGAGGUUCAUCAACCUAACUCUGUAUUCUGUCCCGUUUGUGACAAGAGUUUUACGCGAAAAUCAACCCUGAUCGUUCAUAUGAAGAAACAUUACGAAAGUGGGGAAAGUAGUUCAGCUGCAGCUGAUCAGAUGGAGGAUGACGUUCACGCAUGUGACCUUUGUGGCGUUCAAUAUGAUAAUGAGAGCGCGCUUAGAGCCCACCGAGCAAGGCAUCAUGGUGAUGAAUCAGGGGAGUCUGAAGAUGAUGGGACCAGUGUUCCACCUCCUGGCGAAUUCACCUGCGCUCAAUGUGGGGAUGGAGUCGCCACACCCCGUGAUUUAAUUGCCCACCGCUCCAUGCAUGCCACUCCAACAAAAUUCUUCUGCAACAUUUGCAAGGUUUACUUUGCUCGAGCUAUCGACCUCUCGUCCCACACACGAGCCAGACAUGCGGACAAUGAAAAGGUAUUUUUCCCAUGCGCAAUGUGUGACCGUUUUUACAUGAACAAGAAGAGCUUACAACGACACAUUGAGAUGGCUCACUGA